Molecule: messenger RNA, 1116 nt
Organism: Scomber scombrus (Atlantic mackerel)
Lineage: Eukaryota; Metazoa; Chordata; Actinopteri; Scombriformes; Scombridae
Product: potassium voltage-gated channel subfamily D member 2-like
Biological process (GO): protein homooligomerization; potassium ion transmembrane transport
Cellular component (GO): voltage-gated potassium channel complex; membrane
Molecular function (GO): A-type (transient outward) potassium channel activity; protein binding
Source: RefSeq, a predicted model, not a curated record
AUGGCAGCAGGAGUGGCGGCCUGGCUGCCGUUCGCCCGUGCGGCGGCUAUCGGCUGGAUGCCGGUGGCCAGCGCGCCCAUGCCGGUUCCCCCGCAGCAGAAGCAGCGCCGGGUGGACGGGCUCAUCGUGCUCAACGUGAGCGGCACAAAGUUCCAGACGUGGCGGAACACUCUGGAGCGGUACCCCGACACCCUGCUGGGCAGCACGGAGCGGGACUUCUUCUUCCACGAGGAGACCAGCGAGUACUUCUUCGACCGCGACCCGGACAUCUUCCGGCACAUCCUGAACUUCUACCGGACCGGGAAGCUGCACUACGCCCGGCAGGAAUGCAUCGCCGCCUACGAAGAGGAGCUGGCGUUCUUCGGCAUCAUCCCGGAGAUCAUCGGGGACUGCUGCUACGAGGAGUACAAGGACCGGCGGCGGGACAACCAGGAGCGGAUCCAGGACGACGAGGAGAGCGACCAGACCAACGACCAAGUUCCCCCGGACAUGACGUUCCGGGAGACCAUGUGGCGCGCCUUCGAGAACCCGCACACCUCCACCAUGGCGCUGGUCUUCUACUACGUCACCGGUUUCUUCAUCGCUGUGUCGGUGCUCGCCAACGUGGCAGAGACCGUCCCGUGCGGCUCGGCGCCCAACCGGGUCAAGGAGCUGUCGUGCGGGGAACGGUACGCGCUGGCCUUCUUCUGCCUGGACACGGCGUGCGUCAUGAUCUUCACGGUGGAGUAUCUGCUGCGCAUGCUCGCCGCGCCGAGCCGAUACAAGUUCGUGAAAAGCGUGAUGAGCGUGAUCGACGUGGUGGCCAUCAUGCCGUACUACAUCGGCCUGGUGAUGACCGACAACGAGGACGUGAGCGGCGCCUUCGUCACUCUGCGCGUGUUCAGGGUGUUUCGGAUUUUCAAAUUCUCGCGGCACUCGGCGGGGCUUCGCAUCCUCGGCUACACGCUGAAGAGCUGCGCCUCGGAGCUCGGCUUCCUCCUCUUCUCCCUCACCAUGGCCAUCAUCAUCUUCGCCACCGUCAUGUUCUACGCCGAGAAGGGGUCCAGCGCCAGCAAGUUCACCAGCAUCCCCGCCGCCUUCUGGUACACCAUCGUAACCAUGACAACGCUGGGGUAG